This is a messenger RNA of Microtus ochrogaster (prairie vole), 2720 nucleotides long. It is a transcript of the gene Zranb3, whose product is annotated as zinc finger RANBP2-type containing 3. The record is from RefSeq and is a predicted model, not a curated record. Gene Ontology annotation, biological process: DNA repair; replication fork processing. Gene Ontology annotation, cellular component: nuclear replication fork. NCBI's taxonomy places the organism in Eukaryota, Metazoa, Chordata, Mammalia, Rodentia, Cricetidae. Gene Ontology annotation, molecular function: nucleic acid binding; DNA endonuclease activity; zinc ion binding.
GUGCAGUGAAGGACUAUAUUAAGAUGCUGCUCCAGAAUGAGUCACUUAAAUUUCUGGUCUUUGCUCACCAUUUAACUAUGCUCCAAGCUUGCACAGAAGCAGUCAUCGAAAACAAGGCUUGUUACAUCAGGAUAGAUGGAAGUGUUCCAUCUUCAGAAAGGAUUCACCUGGUUAAUCAGUUUCAGAAGGACCCGGAUACUCGUGUGGCUAUCCUGAGCAUUCAAGCUGCUGGCCAGGGCCUAACGUUUACUGCUGCAAGUCACGUUGUCUUCGCUGAGUUGUACUGGGACCCUGGACAUAUCAAACAAGCUGAAGACCGCGCUCACCGAAUUGGACAGUGCAGUUCCGUGAAUGUUCACUAUCUUAUUGCAAACGGUACUCUGGACAGCCUAAUGUGGGCACUGCUGAAUCGAAAGGCUCAGGUCACUGGGAGCACACUGAAUGGCAGGAAGGAGAAACUCCAGGCUACAGAAGAAGACAAGGAAAAGUGGGGUUUUCUGCAGUUUGCUGAAGCAUGGACCCCAAGAGACAGUUGUGAAGAGCUCAGCAAGGAUGCUGUGUUCACUCAUUUUGAAAAGGAAAAACAACAUGAUAUUCGAUCAUUCUUCUUACCAAAAUCGACAAAGAGACCGUUGGAAACAUCCAAGACGUUCAAGAAGACUACAGUGGCCCCAAACCCUGGAAAAGUGACUGCAGAUGAUAGCACUGAUGACAGAAAUGGUUCUGAACCUGAAGCUAAAAGAUUGAAGACCCUCGGCACCAAAGACCCCAGCAGUGCGCUGGAGGGAAGAGCCACAGCCACGGACGUCCCUGAGGUCAGGUCCCCACUGGCCUCCCCAGCCCUUCCUGAGAAGGGCUGGCAGUGUGGUGUCUGCACAUUCGUCAAUGACUUAGUCCUUCCUUACUGUGAGAUGUGUGAGAACCCUCGGGUCAGAGCUGGUGAGGACUCAGAAGGUGAAGCUGUCCUCAACCGUAUGCAGGAUGACAAUAAAAAUGGGGAUGGUGAUUCUCAGAAAAACACCUCCAGAAAUGAUCAGGCUAGUUUGGACUGUGUAAAGGAAUGUCCUGAACAGCCAGAACCUGAGCAGUUGGCUAAUAGCAGGGAAGAAACAUGGAAAGGUGAGAGGAAGGACAGACUGACGUCCCAGGCAGGAAAUGAGCAAAAGAAUGAUUCAGGCACCCUGCCAGUGUGUGAGACCUUUAUGUUUUGUGCAAGUAAAAAUACAGACCGGAUCCACCUCUAUACCCAGGAUGGAAAACCGAUGAACUGUAAUUUCAUUCCUUUGGAUAUAAAGUUAGACCUUUGGGAAGACUUGCCAGCAAGGUUUCAGCUAAAACAGAAUCGUUCACAGAUUUUGAGGCUUGUCCGAGAAUGGAAUAGCCUGACAGCCAUGAAGCAGAAGAUGAUCAGGAAAAGUGGGCAGCUGUUCUGCAGCCCAGUCCUGGCCUUGGAAGAGAUCACAAAACAGCAGGCCAAAGAAAACAGUGCUAAAAGAUAUAUCACUAAAGAAGAUGUUGCCACGGCCUCCAUGAAUAAAGUGAAAACCGAUGGGGGCCACAUCCGUCUGAUCACCAAGGAGUCCAGGCCACAGGACCCUUCUAUAAAAAAGCUCUGCAGAGCCUGUGUCCCAUUUCCAAAACCCUGUCCGGCUGAUCUUGCUCUUGAGCCGUCCCCAUCUAAAGGCUACAUUCAGGCUGUGGAUAAGGAAGGAAGGCCGCUCUGUCUCCGCUGCCAGCAUCCCACCUGCCAGCCUGAGCAAGGGUCCAGUGCCUGGGACUCACGGUUCUGCUCCCUGGAAUGUCAGGAGGAAUUCUGGAUCCGGUCCAAUAACAGUUACCUGAGAGCCCAGGUGUUUGCAGCAGAACAUGGCGUGUGUCAGCUCUGCGGGGUGAAUGCACAGGAACUCUUUCUGCGAGUGAGAGAUGCCCCUAAAAGUCAGAGGAAGAGUCUACUAGAUGCUGCCUGGACUGAAAAGCUCCCACUGGAGCAGCUAAAUGAAAUGCUAAGAAACCCAGGAGAAGGCCACUUCUGGCAGGUGGAUCACAUCAAGCCAGUGUAUGAGGGAGGGGGACAGUGCUCCCUGGACAACCUGCAGACUCUCUGCACCGUGUGCCACAGGGAGAGAACUGCCCAGCAAGCCAAGGAAAGGAGUCAGGCGAGACGACACUCCCUGGCGAUGAAGCACGGGUCAGACAUCACUCGGUUUCUAGUGAAGAAGUAGCGGAGCAAACAGAGCACAUGUCCUGCAGGUAGAGGGGCUGACGAGAUGUCUCUCGGUGUUUGUCUAGUAUUUUAAGAGUGAAAAGUGCUUAAACAUCAUCAAGAACUAGAAUUUAGACUUUGUGCUAAGUGCUCUCAAAAUGAAGCAGCUAGCAGAAACUGAGGAGUGAUGGGAAGCGUUUCUGUGGUCUGCGGACUCCAUGUAGGUUGUCAAUCAUGUUUCGGGAAGACUUUGUUCAGCUUUGUUUCUCCUUAUACGCCCUCAUCGCUGCACUGUGUAUGUAAUAUGUGAUAAAUAUAUUCCCAAUACCUGGCAGUUGCUUCUUGGUUAGUAUUAGUUCUGGAUUGUGGGGUAUAAAUGGAAAUUCCAGAAAAAUCAGGGACAUUUUGGAAGAAAGCCAUCAUUACUGUGGAGUUCUGGGCCGACCAUGGCCAGCUUGCCUCCUGGAGAAGAGCUUCCAAAACAGGCUUUGUGUUUGGGACGUUGCCUUCUUCUGGG